AUGUGCGGGUUAGAAGAAGGGGAUUUUCCGGGGGAAGUGAGUUUUCCGGCGGUGUUCCGAUGCGUUCGGGUGAGCUCGAUAGACAAUGUGGUGGAUCAAUACGCGUACCAGACGUCGGUUAGCAUUGGAGGGCAUGUGUUCACAGGCAUUUUGUAUGACCAGGGUGCAGAACCGGAGGGAACUGUAAAUUAUGUAACUGGAGGGAGCUCUUCUUCAGGUGGUGGUGGUGGUGGUAUUGGUUUAUUGCAGCAGCAUAAUUUUGUCGGUGGCGGUGGUGGUGGUGCCGCCGGUAACACUGGUACAACUCCCUCUUCAUAUCCUACUCCUAGCCCUUUCUAUGCUUUCACUAGUUCACAGUUCUUUCAGUACCCUAAAUCUUGA
Erythranthe guttata (spotted monkey flower) is the source of this 381-nucleotide messenger RNA. Lineage: Eukaryota; Viridiplantae; Streptophyta; Magnoliopsida; Lamiales; Phrymaceae. The record is from RefSeq and is a predicted model, not a curated record.